GUCAGAAAUCCAUCGCAUUCAGCUUUGUUGUCUGAUCAUCAUUAGCGCUGCACUAUGGGGCCUCCUGCUAUUGAGCGACAUGCUCGUGAUUACGGUAGUUCUACUUAUGACCGGACUAAGUAUAGGAAUUAUUGCCUGUUCGAUACCGUACACUUUCAUCAUAGCCUUUCACGAGGAAUACUUUGGAAUGAUUCAUGUUCUCUACGUAUUUCUAGCAAUCGGAAAAUUAACGGCCUCGCUCAUUUUUCACACUUCUGCAGAAUACAGUUGUGAUGAUACAGCAGAAAUUCUAGGAUUUUCACAUAUGGCAAGCCUGGAAAAAUUCCAUAUCAUCGACGAUAUCGAUAUACAACAUGUGCUCAUCUGUUUCACUGUUGCUCAGUUACCCAUUGUUUACCUCCUAUAUACAACUAAAACGGAAGUUGAACCAACAAUUCACCAAAGACCUCGCGCUGAUUAUGAGGACAUUGAUCACGGCGCUAAUCAGGAAACGCACGCGCUCAAACUCGUCCUUUUAUGUGCAGUAGUGGGCUGUAUCGCUACCGUAAUCCAUAGUCUAUUUCCCUUUUUACUGUUGGCGCAUGAGGGUGGAGCUAUGGAGUACCAAAUAUUUUUGGCAGCUAUGGUGCUCGGCCGACUUGUAGCAGUUCUACUAGCAGAUGAAGUCGCAUCAUAUUUUUACAUGGGAAUCAGCAUCAUUGGCUGCGGAGCUGCUUGUUGUGCUUUCACAUUUGAUAAGGGCUUAUGGCCUGGGUCCGCAUUAUUUGGAUUUUUCCUAUCGACUAUUCUACCAUCAAUGAUCGCGUAUAUAAGGCAUACAUUAUCGUUGCCAGCUGAGCGAAUUUUUGCUUUGAUGUCUGGGUCUUCCAUGGGACAUGUGAUCUACCCACUAUUCUUGACGCUAGCAAACUCUAGUGAAAGUCGAAUAUUCAUAGCUAUUGAUUUUUUCGCUAUUUUGUUACUGGUACUCCUCUACGUCUCUAUUCUGAAUGUGCAAGCGCAGACAGAGAGAACAGGAGCCUCCCAAGACUCGCUGAAAAUCUUCAUCGAUCGAUUUUUCUCUGGUGAAGCAAUGCUGAAACGGACGAGAUCGCUCCGACCUCUGAUCUCCAGACUGAGACCAAACUCGUACAGACGUUUCCGGGGGCGGAACGUAUCCGCUACCUCGCAUUCAUCUGACGUACCCAAAAUAGAAGUCACACUUGAAAAGACGCCUCAAAUACAGUACAACUGA
Molecule: messenger RNA, 1234 nt
Organism: Cylicocyclus nassatus
Lineage: Eukaryota; Metazoa; Nematoda; Chromadorea; Rhabditida; Strongylidae
Source: the annotation of a GenBank genome assembly